Molecule: messenger RNA, 815 nt
Organism: Rhagoletis zephyria (snowberry fruit fly)
Lineage: Eukaryota; Metazoa; Arthropoda; Insecta; Diptera; Tephritidae
Source: RefSeq, a predicted model, not a curated record
AUGCCUUGUGACACACUCAAAAACAACAAAACGUUGAAGCCCACCGUCGGAUGCUUACUCUGUAGCUUCGCUUUAGUUUUUGUAUUCUCAAUUACCGCCUUUGCCUUCACUCAAAUGCAGGACGACAAAGCGAGUGCUUUACGCUUCGCUGACGAAGCUGAAAAUGAAGUAGAUGCCGAAGUAGUGGAAAUAAUUGUGAAUGAAGGAGGAUCACAGUACGGUGGCCUUGGUGCAGUGAAAAAAUUUCCGCAAACAAAUGAUACAGGAAAGCUGCUGACAACAACAAUAAGACAGCAACAGCAACACCAACACCAAAACAAACGUGAGGUGGGCACAAAUGAAGAUAAACAAACCGAUAAUAAUCACACAACCAUUAAUCGUGGCUACUAUGAAGAGCAGCGACCAGUUGUCGUACACGCUGAAAGUCUACCAACACUCGGGCGUCGACAGGACAACUUUGGUGCACCACCAACCAACUUUCAGGAUCCCUACUAUGAGCGGCCGGCAGCGGAGUAUGAAGCGGACGAGCUAGAGGGCGCUUCAGAUGACGGCGGCGGUGAAGUGGGUGUGGAUCGACGUCCUUAUGAACAGCAGCGUUACUAUGAUGAUGGUGAUGAAGAUGAGAGUGCUGCAGGCGAUAAUGAAUAUGUUCCAAGCGAGCAACAAAGUGCAAGCGAAGGUCGUGCUGCACAAAACUCUGCUUAUGAUUCAUACUAUCGGCAAUGGCAUUAUGCGACACCAGCGCCGGUGGCAAUGCAACGGCCAAAUGGUGGUUGGGAAGUUGGCGAUAAUCGAAAGUUGCAGAAUGGCGUACG